Messenger RNA from Aedes aegypti (yellow fever mosquito), 4513 nucleotides. RefSeq names its product serine/threonine-protein kinase NLK (gene nmo). NCBI's taxonomy places the organism in Eukaryota, Metazoa, Arthropoda, Insecta, Diptera, Culicidae. Gene Ontology annotation, molecular function: ATP binding; MAP kinase activity. The record is from RefSeq and is a predicted model, not a curated record. Gene Ontology annotation, cellular component: nucleus; cytoplasm. Gene Ontology annotation, biological process: intracellular signal transduction; protein phosphorylation.
GACUUUUCGUUUUGCAGAUCAGUCUCCGAGUAAAUUUGGUUGAGUUUGGACGCGUCUCGUGUGCGGUUCGGCUUUUUGCCCGUUGUGUCAAGAAGUCACAGAAUCAGUGUACUUUAGUGCUGCUCCUGUUUUGUGUAUCGUUUGACUCCCUUUUGUAUCCAUCGACUAAAACAUCCUUUUUGUGCUUGGAACAAACGAAAUCAGAAGAAUCUUAUCGUGGAAACAGUUUGAAUAGAAACUGUCAAACAAAGCGAACAAGAAUUAUUCAGCAUUAACUAGCUGGUUUGUGUCUCUGAGGAAAACCGUAAAGGAGUAAUGUUUCUGUAAAGAAUUUUGUAAGAAAAUUCAACAGUGCAUCGUGUGAGGAAAUAGCCGAAAAAAUAUCAAGAAGUGUUUGACUUCCAUUUUCCUUUGCUGCCGCCGUCUUUUUUCAUUUUCCGUUUCAUCAGUGUUCUCGGCGAGUUCCCUGUGUUAGUGUGGGUGUGUGUGACCAGCAGCUGCUUUGCAAGGUGAUCACUUGAGCCGUUAAUGCGAUUAUUCCCUCGUUGGCUGGGGAAGAAGCAAGCUCGUCGUGAGGUGCAUUGGUGUGAGUGAGAUCUCGAGUGCCAAACAUAAACGGGGUGUUGUAAACAACAAGGGAGCUGUCAAAAAGAGCUGCUGCCCAGCUUUGUGUGUGUCGCGAAGUGCCCCCCAAGAAAGAAGAGCAAGUGCUGUCUUUUUUUUUGUAAGAAGGAAGAACGCGAAUUGUGUGCCACAAGGUUUGGUGGAAGUGUUUGAUUUCUGUUUGUGAGUUUGAGGUCGGGUUUUCCGGGUUUAGUGCGUGGAUUCCGGGACCACUGGGUGUGGAUUUUGGCGAAGCGUUUGGUGGCACACAGUGUUCCGGUGGAGGUUUUUCGUGGCCGCUGCAGGACUGCUCGCAAAGUUGGAUUCCGUUUUUGUUCCAAGGUGUCUGAUUUGCAAGGCUGAAGUUUUGCAAGCCCCCCCGAUCGGUAGCUGCAGUUGCAUGAAGCUGGGGACGGAAAAGUUUUGACUUCGGGGCAAUCGGAAUAGCUGCUAGUUUUCGAAUCCUCCCUCUCCACGGACAAUCGAUCCCGGCCAACUCCCGACAAAAGCUGCACAUCUGCCAACUUGAUUCGCCCCCAUUCUAUUCGAUACGACUUCUACGGUAUUAUCUGUAACCGUGAAGAAAUCAACCAUCUGCUGGCAAAGUACUCAAAACAUCCCCGAGAGUACACCCGUCUGUAUAUGAACCUUCGUCACGCCAAGCUGUAAAGAGCCGGAAAACAACCGUCGAAGAAAAAGUUUAGUGGAAUCAAGGAAACACUGUUUCUUACCCUUACCUACCUUACGCUGCUGAAAAAGUGCAUCGUGCAAGUGAUGAGCUAACCGUGAGCUGCAGCAAUUUAGAGCUUGAGUGCGUGUGCGUGCAUGCAUGAUCUGACCUCCGAAUCGCCCUCUCGACCCCAAAUCCCAGCCGUGACCGACUAGACGACACCUAGUUAGACGUCUCACCGACUCCCUUGUAAUUAUUUAAUUGUAACCAAUUGUAUAACGUGCAUCUCUAUCGCGGUUUGUGAGUAGCUCAUUGUUGUUCCUGUCCUUCGAAGUGACGCACAGUUUUGCUCAAGAAGAAAGAAGCCCAUUGAGGCGUAAAGUGUGUAUUACAAGUCUGUUCAAGUGCAUUUUCUGUUUGUUCCAUCAUUGUGAAUUGUUCGUUAUAAUUUUUGUGCGUGCGUGAAUUUAAUCGAGUUCUUCGGGCGCGGCUCAUGUCAAGCAACUAGGAAGAUAUACGAGUUAGCCGGGCUAGUGUGCGUUCGUGAAUGGCGGCAGUCGGUGGACCGACCAGGCAAGCGCGUGGUGUUUCCAUGAGUGUCUCUAUGUCGCUGGUACAGGGUGGAGCAGCUGGUGCGGCCGGACCACAGGGAGCGAUCCUGGCGGCGGCCGCACCCUACUAUCAACCUCCGGCCGUCCCACAGGACGUGCAGCCGGAUCGUCCAAUCGGGUACGGAGCCUUCGGAGUCGUAUGGGCCGUCACAGAUCCCCGCGAUGGACGACGAGUCGCACUGAAGAAACUGCCAAACGUGUUCCAGUCGUUAGUGUCAUCGAAACGUGUUUUCCGAGAGCUCAAGAUGCUGUGUUUCUUCAAGCACGAUAACGUACUAUCGGCCCUAGACAUCUUGCAGCCACCGCACUUGGACUUCUUUCAGGAAAUUUACGUCAUCACAGAGCUGCUACAGUCGGAUCUGCACAAAAUCAUCGUAUCACCACAGCACCUAUCGGCGGACCAUAUCAAAGUGUUCCUGUACCAGAUCCUGCGGGGUCUCAAAUAUCUACACUCAGCACGAAUUCUGCACCGGGAUAUCAAACCAGGCAACCUGCUGGUGAACAGCAAUUGUGUUCUUAAGAUUUGUGAUUUUGGAUUGGCACGCGUGGAAGAACCGGACCAGUCGAAGCACAUGACACAGGAAGUGGUAACGCAGUACUAUCGCGCGCCAGAGAUUCUGAUGGGAGCACGACACUAUUCGGCGGCCGUAGAUGUGUGGUCGGUUGGAUGCAUAUUCGGAGAACUACUAGGCAGGCGAAUUCUAUUUCAGGCACAGAGUCCAGUGCAGCAGCUGGAACUGAUAACAGAACUGCUGGGCACACCUACGCUAGAGGACAUGCGGCACGCCUGCGAGGGAGCCAGAACCCACAUGCUGCGAAGAGCUCCGAAGCCUCCGUCCCUGUCCGCACUCUACACCCUGAGCACACAUGCCACCCACGAAGCAGUGCACCUCCUCUGCCAGAUGUUGGUCUUCGAUCCGGACAAGAGAAUAUCGGUGAUUGAUGCCCUGGCCCAUCCGUACGUCGACGAGGGUCGCCUUCGUUACCAUUCCUGUAUGUGCAAGUGCUGCUACACCCCGUCUGCCGGAAUGCGCCAGUAUGCGGCCGAAUUCGAACCCUCUGCGCCACAACCGUUCGAUGACCUCUGGGAACGGAAGCUGACUUCGGUGCAGCAAGUCAAAGAGGAAAUGCACAAAUUCAUAGCCGAACAGCUGCAAACGAAUCGCGUGCCACUAUGUAUAAAUCCUCAGAGCGCCGCAUUUAAGAGCUUCGCCAGCUCUACCGUGGCUCAUCCUUCAGAACUGCCCCUCGCCGCACCAAUGGGAAUGACACAAUGAAGCGAUGGCUGCCUGAAAUUUGUAAAUUACUCACCAGCACUACAAAAAUGAGUGCACCUCAACGGAAAAUCACAUAAUUCGGAUGACAGCCGAACAAAACUCAUUUAGGACGAAACAAGUAGCAGAGUGUAUUAUAGUAUCGUAUAUAUUCGUAUAAAACCAACAUGAAACAACACACUAGUAAAGUAGACACUACAUACAACUAUCAAGAUUAGUGAACAUGAACAAUACAAUGCUGCCAAAUCGGCAUCCUCUGAGCGCCACUCAACAGGGCUUAGAGAAUCUCAGGAGGAUGCUACUACACGUACGAGAGACCGGACCAGAGACGGAAAGAGUGAAUCCUUAGGCUAGGACACGGCAACCAACAACCUCAACCAAUUUCGGAGGACGAGACAAUUUUUUCCCCCUUCGGGAUACAUCAAUCCCCCGGAAGAAGGAGUAAUAGAAGCUAGUCGAUGCAUGCCACAAGCGUGGGAUGAGUGCAUCACAAAUCGUGCAACACAUGGAGAACUACAUCGCGAAAGUGUUGCGGAUCUAUCGCUGGUGGUACGGGGACUGACUACCUUCGAAGGUAAGGUAGCGGAACAACCUCUUUUAGACCACCAGCAUUUUUUUUUCGGACUGAUCAGCGAGGGCCAUCAUUCAAUUAACUGGCAAGCGGUAGGAAUCACUAUGAAUCAACAGCAAUUUUUCGCAUAGACAAACUACCAAACCAUGUGGGAGAUGUGCAGCCGUCAUUCACGGGGACACAUUUGUAAUGGGAAUCGUUAAUCGUAAACGCAGAAAAAAAAACGUCGAAAAGAGAUGCGAGACAUCAAUAUGUAAUCAAGAAAACUGUAAUUCAUUUGCUUUUCCCUGAUGAUGCUGCAACUGCCCAGCAUAAAUAAGAGUAGUAAUUUGUAAAAAGGGAAGUCUGCUAGUUGCAGAUUGAAGAACGAAGUCGAGUAAAAUUAGGACGAAACGAAAUAAAAGAAACUGCUGCAGGUAAUGAUGAUGACCAUGAUGGUAUGAUUUAAGCAUUAGUAGACAAUUUUUUAGUUCUAUUUAGGUUCCGUAAGUCCACUAUGUAUGAUCAUCGUGGGCGAAAAAGCUGUGUUUAUUUGUUAAGGAAGGAAUACAUUUAGAAAAAAAAGGUUGCGCAAGUAUCGGCUACUACCUAGGGGCAGAUAUACUACUACCGUACCAGUAAGAUAACGAUUUAUAGUGUGUAGUAUAUGACUAGGUACAAUUGCUACCAGAAAGAAAAAAAGAAGCAUGUUUUCUGUAUGCGUGAUAGUGUGACAUUUCGAAGCUUUUUCGUUUAAUGAUUGUGUUCGCAAGUGGAUAAAAUAAAUGUACUGUAUUAAAGGGUA